GCGGCCGCCCUCGGCCCGACGUGCACCGCGGCCGCAAAAUGGCGGCGCCCGGCGAGGGCCGCCGCGGCGCCGCGCCCUUCCCGGGCACCGAGAGCGGCCGCUUCGCUUUCCCCUUCCCGGUCCCGCCCGGCGCCGCCGGCUCCGAGGCGCAGGAGCCGCCCAGGAAGCCGUGCCGGGCCUGCACGGACUUCAAGAGCUGGCUGCGCGAGCAGAGGAGGCAGGCGGCGGGCGGCGCGGACGCCGUCGCCGUCGCCGAGGAGAAGGAGCCGCCGCCGGACUGUCCCCUGGACAGCGAGCAGCUGGGCCGCAGCACCUGGGCCUUCCUGCACACCAUGGCAGCCUACUACCCCGAGCAGCCCACCAGCGCCCAGCAGCGGGACAUGAGGCAGUUCAUCAACCUCUUUUCCAAGUUUUAUCCCUGCGAGCAGUGUGCCGAAGACCUGAGGGAAAGUGUACUUUGUGCUGUUCAACAUGUGCCUGUCCCAGUCUGGGCAGAUGAGCUGGCAAAGUGUUUCAGAAAGGCAGAAGAAAGGCCCAAAAGGAUGGAAGGAAGUGUCUUGUCCAAUGUCACUGGAAAACCAAGAAGACCCCAGAGCUCUAGAUGGUUCCCUGUGCAGGAGCCCCAAGAGCACAGUGCUGCCCUGUGUGAGCCCUACCGUGGCUUUUCUGCAUGUCAUCGAUUUUCUCAGUGUCUGUCCAUAGCCCUCAACUUACGUGGACUGAUCCCGUUGCACUGGUGCCCGAGUGGUGCUGUACAACGUGUUGGGACAAAGUACUCUUGCGGGCUUUGAAAAAUCCAUUUCUGAAGGACAAAAUGAAUCUGCAGAACAUGGUUGGGGGUUUUUUUUGAAUUCCACUGAAGGCAAUUCCCCUACUAAUUGUGACCAACCAUGGCUUCUUACCACAUCACUCCCGGCAGCAGCUCUUCCCCCUGCGUUUGCAAAGAGCAGGAGCAGCAGGAGCAGCCACUGCAGAGCAUUAGCAGAUCGCCAGCCCGAACCUCACGAGCCUGAAGCAGCGCAGUAGCCGUGCGCGCUGGCGGUGCCGCCUGGCAGCCGGGGCUCUGCAACGUCCCUUCUCAUGACGGUGACCAGCUGGACUUUAAAUGCAGACAAAAAGACCAAGGAAUCCCAGUACAACAAGCAAGAAACUCGGGCGCCCACGAAGCGAGGCAGCCGAGCCCCUCCGUCCGCCUGGGGCGUCGCGGCUGUACGGGACGCGGGCUCGCGGGGCGAGGUGAGGAGCGUGCUGAGCUCCCGCGGCCGUCCCGCGUGCUGGAGGCCCUGCAGCACCUGCCAGCCCUCCCGGAGCAGGGCUGGCCUUGCCUUGCCUCCGUAAAUAUUUCUGGGCUGGUAGAUACAGGAGUUUUUUUUUUUUUUUUCCCCUGAAGCAUUAAAAUGAUUUU
Messenger RNA from Rhea pennata, 1405 nucleotides. It is a transcript of the gene GFER, whose product is annotated as growth factor, augmenter of liver regeneration. The transcript has 3 exons. Lineage: Eukaryota; Metazoa; Chordata; Aves; Rheiformes; Rheidae. The record is from RefSeq and is a predicted model, not a curated record. Gene Ontology annotation, biological process: liver development. Gene Ontology annotation, cellular component: mitochondrion. Gene Ontology annotation, molecular function: flavin-dependent sulfhydryl oxidase activity; flavin adenine dinucleotide binding. The coding region runs from base 39 to 791 and encodes 250 amino acids.